Lolium perenne is the source of this 1314-nucleotide messenger RNA. RefSeq lists its product as uncharacterized. Gene Ontology annotation, biological process: phosphatidylinositol phosphate biosynthetic process; protein localization to plasma membrane. Gene Ontology annotation, cellular component: plasma membrane. NCBI's taxonomy places the organism in Eukaryota, Viridiplantae, Streptophyta, Magnoliopsida, Poales, Poaceae. The record is from RefSeq and is a predicted model, not a curated record.
UAACGCGCCGCCCGCUGAAAUCUCCUAUUCCUCCUCCCAUCCCUUCGCCUCUUCCCUCCCCUUUCGGCAUCUCGUCGAUCAACCACGCCUAGCCAACGAUGUCGUCCGACGCGCCCCAGCCGAUCCAGAGCCCCAAGGCCGCCGUCGACUCCCUCGCCGCCAUCCUCGGCAACGCUCUCCCAGACUCUCUCGCUGGGGCCGACGAUCCCGCAUCCGCACUCCUCCACGACGACGGUGUCUCCCGCGCCGUCUCGGGACGCCUCCGCGGCGCCGGCUCGGGCGCAGGCCACGACGCGAUCUGCGGCUGGCUCUACGGCGCCUUCCAGUCCGGCAUCCCGGCGCUCCAGCUCGCGGUGCUGCGCUUCGUGCCGACGCUCGCGGGAGUGUACAUGUCCCGCGCCGUCUCCCGGAAACCCCUCGCCGGGUUCGAGGCCGUGAUCCUCACGCUGUACGCGCACGCCGUGGCGCAGCGGGGCGCCGGGGAGGCCGAGACGGUCGCGCUGCCCAACAUGGCCAGCCCCAGCGUGUACCACGAGGCGGUCAAGCCGGCCGCGGCGCCCGCGGCGGCCGCCAAGCCUGCCAAGCCCGCCGACCCCGACCCCGACGUCGUCGCCGAGCUCUCCCCCGCGCUGGAGCCGCACGGCACCAUGCGCGCCAUGCGACGCGCCCGCAUCGUCGGCGCCGUGCUGGAGCUCUACUACGGUAGGCUCGCGCUCAUGCCGCUCUCCUCCAAGAUGGACUUCUGCGAGUUCUGCGUCGCGUGGUCGGGGAAGCACGGCGGCAACGACAAGCCUCGCGUCGCGUCCGCGCGAUCCCCCGAGGGCGGCGAGGAGAAGUGGCGGAGGGUGCCGCUGCCGUGGGAGCUGUUCCAGCCGGCGCUGCGGAUCGUCGGGCACUGCUUGCUUGGCCCCGCCAACUCCGACGAGCUGAGGGCGCAGGCCGCCCGGGCGGCGCAGUGCCUCUACCUGAGGGCCAUGGAGACCAUGGACGCGCGCGCCGUGCUGGCCUGCAGGAGCCUCAUCAGGCUGUCGCAGAUGGUGGAGGAGCCCAUCCCGGAGCCGUCAUUCAACGCCAUCGAGGCCAACAUGGCAGAGCUGGAGGCCAUGAGGGCUAACAUCCUUAGCGGGAAGAACUAACAGAUCGUCAUUUGACGAUCAGCAUAUGCAAUUUGAUUAUAAUUUGUAAUCAGGGAUUCAGAGGGACUAAUUCAGGCAUUGCAGCCACAGCAACAUACAUGGAUAGCUUUUUUUUUCUCCUGUUUUCCUUUUGUUAACCAGACAUCAAAGCUCAGAACAAUCCCCUUCUGUUUUAUUA